AUGGAUAUUCUUCAACAAGCAAUGAAAAUAAAUUCAACAACAAUAUCCAAUAAUUCAUCUGAUUCUACUGAUGUUAUUAAACCAGAACAAAUAUUUCUUCUAGUAGGUUCUCUUUAUCGAUUACCAAUCAAUAGUGCUAAAAUUCGAGAACAAAUCGAAGGAUUAAAACGCAUACAGUCUAAAUUUACUCAAAAUAGAGAACAUGUUGUUAAUUUACCAGUAGAAGCCGAUUGUUCAUCAGUAAUAACAGAUUUAAAAAAUAUUCUUUAA
Messenger RNA from Rotaria sordida, 270 nucleotides. NCBI's taxonomy places the organism in Eukaryota, Metazoa, Rotifera, Eurotatoria, Philodinida, Philodinidae. The record is from the annotation of a GenBank genome assembly.